AUAUACAGACAGGUUUAGAAUCUGUGUUUCAAGUAUCACAGAGUGGAAGGAAAUCCUCCUCUCUUUUUCUCUUCCCUGUAUAAUAAUUCUAGUCUUAGAGGUUUUUCAAAUUUGUAAUGGUCUUAGCUCAGUUCCUGUGUUAUACAGUCUCCAAAUUCCUCUCCUGAGUUCCCACCUAGGGGCAAGAAGGGACAAAGACCGGGAGGGGGAAUGAUGCUACCUGGUUCUCCCGAUUUGCUCUUGCUCUACGAUUGUAUUUUCUGCCGUCCCAUCUCUGUCUGCCUCCACAGGGCACCUGGUUGACAGAUGAACUUGGGCACACAUGAGCACACCAACCAUCAUCCAGCAUAACUUCACAUAACAAGGACACAGCACAGUUUAAAUAUUUAAACUCUACAGAUGGAGAGAGGCUGAGAAAAAAGUGCAAAGAAAAAGAGCACAGAUUCCUUUUACUGCCCUUCAGAGCGCCUGUAUCACCUCCUUUAGAUUUUGCUGCUUACAGUGUGUCUGGUUUAAGUCAGAAUGGGGUCGAACUUAACCGACAUUUCCUAGUCUUUUCUCCAGCAAAAACCCAGGCCUGGGAUUCUGAAGAGCUGAUGGUUUCUAUUCCUGCCUACUUCUAUCCCUUUAAGAUGAAGGGACCUGAGUGAGAGGUGUAAACUGUUUCUCUUGGAAAACAAGGAGCAGAAGUGAAGUGUCCUCUGCUUCAGGCUGGGACAACAGGAAUAAACUGAUUCUGGCGAAAGCCUUACCCAUAACUGGAAUAAACUGUAAAUAGUAUUCACGACAUACAUCGUCUCUCUCUUCUCUUUCUUUUCCCUCGAGAUAAAUUAUAGGCAGUAACAGAAGCCUUGGCUCAUUUGGGAUAUUGAUACCUUAGGUUUUCAAGUUACAGUCAAAAGCUGGGUAAAGGGUAGAGAGAUCCCCUUGGUGGUUCAAUGUUACAAAGUGAGUCAGGAACAACAAAACUCACUUUGCUGACUCUUGAUACGUGGAUUCUCAUUACGGGAAGGGAGUGAAAGCUCAUUCCUCAUGUAACAUGAGAAAAUUAGAACAGCUAAGGGCUGUUUUUUCCCCUCUGACCACCACUUCAUUAGGAUGAAAAAAUAACCAGAAAGCCUAGAUGUAGGGAAAGCAAGUCAAAAUGUAUAGUAAUUACACAAUGGUGGCUAAGUAUAAUUCGUAAAGAAAUCAGACCACUGGAAUUAGAUAAUGAGAAAGGUUAUAAUGUUUGCUAUGAACCUGGCAGAGUUCACAGAAGGAUGUUUCUGAAAAGAUACAUAUUCCCCUUAAUUACACCAGUACCAAAAAAGGCUACAAUGUUGACCUCAGCCAAAAUUCUGUUGAUUUCAAAAAUGUUUAGUUUACUACUAAUUGAAAGCCUUGGGGAAGAAGGUCCAGAAAUAAACACAACACAAAGCAUUGCAGCAGGCUUAAAAGCGAUGCAAAAUGCAUCUGUUCCUUUGGAAAGUGAUGCAAAUUUAAGCUCAGAUAAAGAAAAUAGAGAAACCUCCAAUCCCAAGACAAGUAAUUCCUCUCUUUGGGAUCCAUCAAAUAAAAACCAUGGAACAACAGAGGUCUUUGGCAAUUCAUCGACAAACAACUUUUCUGGGAAUCCAAGAUCCACACCUACGCUUCCCACAAAUCCUCCCUCGAUCCAAGGCUUUGUUUCUAAAUUGCCUCAGAACUCAUCUAUAGCAGACGAAAAUCCUCAGCCUGUCUCGGCACCUCCUGAUGCUACAUCUGCUCUAUCUUCAGAAAAGUUCACUUGGUCUUCAGCCAGUGAUACCAUGAAAACUCCUGACAACAGUUCCAUUUCAAUUAGCAUCCUUCCUGCAGCACCAAACACCACGUCUGCGUCCCCCAUGAUAACGGAACCAGAAGAAUGGCUCACCACAACCAGUGAUAGCUUCGUAGGGUUUACUCCUUAUCGAGAAACAGCCACUCUACAGCCCACCUUAAAGUUUACCAAUAAUUCGAAAUUCUUCUCAAACACAUCAGACCCCCAAGAAGAGAAUAAAAAUACAGGAGUAGUAUUUGGGGCCAUUUUAGGUGCUAUUCUGGGUGCUUCAUUACUUAGUCUUGUUGGCUACUUGCUGUGCGGAAAAAGGAAAACAGAUUCAUUUUCCCAUCGGCGACUUUAUGAUGACAGAAACGAACCAGUUCUGCGAUUAGACAAUGCACCGGAACCUUAUGAUGCGAGUUUUGGGAACUCUAGUUAUUAUAACUCAACUAUGAAUGAUUCAUCUAUGCCAGCAGGCCGAGAAAAUGCACGUGACGGCAUUCCUAUGGAUGACAUACCUCAACUUCGUACCUCGGUAUAAAACAGAGGGAAGGCUUCUGACGGCAAAUGAUCGCCUACAUCCUAGUCUUUUCACAAACCCAUCCUCCAAAAGCUGAAGCAAGAUCACUGUCAUGUGGCCUGUGCCAAGGAGAACCAUAAAAGCAAGAGACUAGUAGCAGAAACAUAGACGAUAAUCUGAAAGGUUUCCUUUCUUACCAUUUUUGGCUGUGCUGAAUCAUCUACUGAGUAACCUUAA
Messenger RNA from Panthera uncia (snow leopard), 2540 nucleotides. RefSeq names its product mucin 15, cell surface associated (gene MUC15). Bases 1263 to 2324 code for a protein of 353 amino acids. NCBI's taxonomy places the organism in Eukaryota, Metazoa, Chordata, Mammalia, Carnivora, Felidae. The transcript has 4 exons. The record is from RefSeq and is a predicted model, not a curated record.